UGACUUUAUUUUUGGUUUUAAGUUGCCAACAUUUACGCCUUCUGGGUUUCGCGUUCAAUCCGUUCGGCUACACAGUGUAGUUAGUUGGUCCAAUUAGCAUUUCGGUGUCGCUGUGUUUGCUUAUUGGAAUAUGACAAAAUCCAACAAAGCGGUGCAAAAUAAUAAGAUAAAAAAAUACGCAGCAGUGGCAAGAAGCAGAAAAAGCCGCAACGUAGCGAGAGAGAAUUUCCUUCGCGUUUCAUUGAUUUUUCCCACUGAAUAGGUGAGAAAAGCGAUGCGUUGAGAGAGAGAGAGGGAGUGAAAGAGAGACAGGAAAACAAAGGAAAAGGAAAAACUUGUCUCGGCGUGACUGCAAUUCAUAAUUAGAUGGCCGCCUGCUGCAAUUGCAAUAAAAACAAAGGAAAUUACAAAAACAAAUGGAAAUACAAAACGCAAAACCCAAAACGGGUUACACCCGCCACCCUCGCUUCCACAAAAAAAGCCACCACCAAAACCAAAUUUUGUCUCUCUUUCGGCCACCAACAAAAAGUUGGGUAAAAAAAAACAACGAUAAUACACCAACAACAACAAAGAGAGAACGUGGGCAAAACGACGGAAAUUUAGUUGUAGCUUAGGUCGAAAUUUGGAGACCCUACGUUUCGAAGGGUUUUAAGAACGUUUUAAAGAAAUUUCGAGUAUUCUCAAAAUACAUUGUAUUUAAUUACUCAAAUGAAAAGUUACUGAUAAUGAAAAAUUAUAUAUUUGUUAUCGAUUAAAGAUAUGGUUUAAAACAAAUCUAAACCAAUUUAAACAUAAAAUCGUAAAAAGAUUAAUGGAAUUUCAAAUAUCACAAUCCGAUUACCGUUUUGAUAGACAUCCACUUGAAAAAAAUUCUGGUCACAUUGUUUUUAGCCGCAAAGAGAGGAAGUUCACCUGGCGGUUCCAUGGAUCUUGCUGAUCGAUUGAACGCGUGACUUUCAUUUCCAACUGGCAUUGCAUCUUUAUUUCGUAACGAAAUUACCAACAUUUUUCUCUCUCUCUCCCGCUUACUCUCUUACCGGUUAUCCCCCUGCCCCCUCUCGGUUGGUCAUAAAAAAAAGCAACUACAAAAAGUGGUAGCAGCUCAAAGCCAAAAAGCAAAGCAAAUAAAACGCAUGAAGACUCGCUCUCGCUAUUGGAAUUUUUUUUUGUUUUCUGUUGACGUGCAAUUAACAAAGUGGCCGCAUUCAAAAAUCCGAAGACAGAACUCAAUAUUUAAUAAAUAUGUGCAAUUUCCAAAUAAAUAACCAAGUAUUAUAUCAAAAAUAAUGCAAAAUUUGUCAAGUGUCGGCGGCCAAAGUUGCUCAAUAUGAGCCUAAAAAGGAGCAGCGACCACGACGGCGAUAUUGCUGCCCCACAACAACAACAACAACUGCAACUGCAAGAAGAGCAAAUGAAAACCGGAAAAGUGCAGCAACACAAAUAAUGCAUAUAUGAAAGAAAAGAAAAAAUCAAAAUAGCAAAAAGAAAUCCAGCCAAAAAAAAUUAAAAAUUUGAAAUAAUUUUUUCCUCCCCUCCAAUUGCCUGGCAAUAUCUAAUUUUUUAUAUAUAUAUAGCAUUACUAUCAUCAUAUAUAUUUAUUAUAUAUGUAAAUGUAUUAUAUAUUUGUGUAUCUGUGUGUGUAUUUUCGUGUGCAUUCCAUCCAUUAAUUCUAUAACUUAAUCUAUAUAAAUAAACAAAACACAAAAAAAAAAAAACAAAAAAACAAAAACCGAAAACAAACAAACAAACUAAAUCGCAUGUGAAACGCGUGAAACAAAUAAAUAAAUAAAUUUGCAAUUUGCGAAUUGCAAUUUACAAUUUACACACCCCGUGCAACAAACAUAACAAUCUGAACCACAAACCGUGCACCAAAAUGGCGGACAUCAUGCGUCCGCCGUACAGUGAGAUAAAACGGCCGGACGAAAUCGUCAGAAUGACAACCGCCGACAAUCUCAAGUUCGCCGUCCUCAUCGGCCUCAUCGAGGUUGGCCAGGUGACCAACCGGGAGGUGGUGAACACCGUUCUGCAUUUGGUGAGUAAACGUAAUUUUCUUUGGCCAGAAAAAGAACACAUUGAUGUGCAAAAGUGAAAUCCUCUUUGAUGUUCCAUGCGGUUUCUUCACCCGGGGAAAUCUAUGAAUAUGUGUAAGGGUACCUUAAACCAAUUUUUUUUUCGGGAACUAUAUAAUUUUUUGUGGUAAGUUCGUGCAUCGGAAGUGCCAGAAGUUUGGCAAACUUAGGGAUAUAACUGAGCAAAAGGGCAUUUCGCUAAUUGCUUCAUUAAAUGUUUGCCUAAUUUCGUUCGAAUUAGCUGUGUGUCCAGAGCAGUGUCUCACGCACACCGACACACACACACCAACACACACACAGAGAGACACGCACAGCAUCUUAUUUGUGCUUAAUGACUGCCACUCGAAAUACCCAUUAAACCCACCCAA
This is a messenger RNA of Drosophila erecta, 2437 nucleotides long. RefSeq names its product neurobeachin-like. NCBI's taxonomy places the organism in Eukaryota, Metazoa, Arthropoda, Insecta, Diptera, Drosophilidae. The record is from RefSeq and is a predicted model, not a curated record. Bases 1874 to 2089 code for a protein of 71 amino acids. The transcript has 3 exons.